AUGGGGAAUCGUAGAAUGUCCAUGGUUUGCGACAAGCAAAUAAGCUCUUGCUUUUGUGUAAUGAGAAACAACAUCAUGGUAGCCGAAAUAGGGGAGACGUACUGGCGUGGGUAUAGACAUUUCAGAUCGAACCCUGUUACUGUGAAUGUUAUCCAGGUUAACGCAUCGACAUUGGCUGCUCCGGAUGGAGAGGUCGAUGGUUUCUAUAUACUAGUGAAAGAAAUAUGGAGAAGAAUACGCAGGCAUGAAUGCAUGAUCAUUAUGAGCGAUUUCAACGCUAAGAUUGGACAAACAACUAUUGAUAUCUGUAUAUGUAACAUUGCAUAUGGCAUAGAAGUGCGUAAUGAACGGAUCGAGAGAUUGUCGCAGUUUUGCAUCGACAAUGAUCUGGUCAUUGCAAACAGCCUGUUUCAGCACUAUAUACGUUGA
Messenger RNA from Atta colombica, 429 nucleotides. Its product is annotated as craniofacial development protein 2-like. The record is from RefSeq and is a predicted model, not a curated record. Bases 1 to 429 code for a protein of 142 amino acids. NCBI's taxonomy places the organism in Eukaryota, Metazoa, Arthropoda, Insecta, Hymenoptera, Formicidae. The transcript is spliced from 2 exons.